Molecule: messenger RNA, 1029 nt
Organism: Mycotypha africana
Lineage: Eukaryota; Fungi; Mucoromycota; Mucoromycetes; Mucorales; Mycotyphaceae
Exons: 2
Coding region: 332-691 (119 amino acids)
Source: RefSeq, a predicted model, not a curated record
CUUUUGUUGUCAAAUACAAACAUUCAGUUUGCCAUGAACGCUCCCCUCUUUGAUCUUCAGUCUUUUUCAAUUAUUGAGUCGCGUUCACUAAGCAUAAAACAACCACAAAUAUCACAUCUACAUCAUUCAAAUUGGAAACUUUAGAAGAAUCUUUCUCAACAAGAAUUUACAUCGAUGAAUAUGCUCUCAACAAAGCCAUGAAGUUAGCAGAGAAUAAAGAUGCCAAAGCUGUGACAAAUUAUAAUAUUUUAGAUCAGUUAAGACAGGUGGGCACACAUUUUGAGUCGCCUUCAACAUAUUAUUGUGUUGUGCGUCUGGUUUUGUAACUAGAAUGCAUCAGUGCCAACCAUACUCUAUAUUUACGUUAUCAAACUUUGACCGUGGUCGAUGUCCUUCUGCCGAAAUAUUCUCAAGUAUCGCUGAUAAUGUUUUGCAAUCAGGUGACAAAGGAAGAUUGAGUAAGAAUGUAGUAGAAAAUGGUUUGUCAAGUGGCAAUAAAGAAAUCGAAAAAGUCAUCAGCGAAAUUCUCAAGCUUUAUGGUGAUAAACAACAGUCUCUAAGCAUCAUUGGAGAUACUGGAUUGAAUCCUCUUUUAGAAAAGUUGGCUGUUCUUCACCAACCUUACAUCAAUUCAGCAAACGAUUCAUUGGCAACAGCUUUUAACGAUUUAUUUCAAUUUUUCAAAAAGUAAAAAUACAGGUGUAGACUCAUGAAAAUUGUAUAAAGUUAAAUUCAUAUCACAUAUGCAAUGAGGGUUAAUUGUUGUUGAACCUUAAAAUAAAUGAAUAUCGUUUUCAAAAACUAGAGCUGCUGUGGAGAAACUGGGGGUUCUCACUAAAAAAAUAAACAGUUAUAAAAUGGAAUAAACUGAAAGUACUCUUGGGGAAUUUAUUCCAGUAUAAAGAAAUUAUCUUUUCCAUAUCUACAAUUAUAUGGGCUUUAUACACAUGUGGUGCUUUAAGGUUUUAGAAAGGUUUUAGAUGGAAAGACUUGUAUAGAAUACGUUGAGACUGUUUUGUAGUGUUUAUU